AAACCAAGUUAUCAGGAUGCCGUCGUCUUCAAAGUUACGAACGCCGUAUGUGAAAGUUACAACCAGUCCUGGUUCGUGUUCCACAAUUGUCGUUUAAAGGCUGUCAGUCGAAGCAAAGUUGUUUUCAAUUUCAAUGGAACGGUGCUACAUCCGGCCAACGAUAUAUCCCUUCGUGUCAAAAUGUUCAAAAGGGCAAACGGCUACAAGCCCUGGCUCUUCGACGUUUCACUUGAUGUCUGUGUGUAUUUGCGAAAGAGAAAUCAUCCCUUUGUCAAUAUUGUCUAUAGACUAUUUAGUGACUUUAGCAACAUGAACCACACAUGUCCGUAUGUGGGUCCACAAAUCCUCAAGGAUUUCUAUCCGAGACUUGAACUGUUGCGCCUGCCCUUUCCGACUGGGGAUUAUAUGCUGGCGAUUCGGUGGCACUUUGAUAAGAAACUACAAUUUGAUACCAAUAUUAGUUUUACAUUCGUUGAGGAUCUUUUGAAGAGUAAAUAA
Drosophila subobscura is the source of this 498-nucleotide messenger RNA. RefSeq lists its product as uncharacterized. The transcript is spliced from 2 exons. The record is from RefSeq and is a predicted model, not a curated record. The annotation marks the transcript as partial. Lineage: Eukaryota; Metazoa; Arthropoda; Insecta; Diptera; Drosophilidae.